Messenger RNA from Zea mays, 835 nucleotides. RefSeq lists its product as uncharacterized. Gene Ontology annotation, molecular function: electron transfer activity. Gene Ontology annotation, cellular component: plasma membrane. Bases 230 to 613 code for a protein of 127 amino acids. The transcript has 2 exons. The record is from RefSeq and is marked provisional. Lineage: Eukaryota; Viridiplantae; Streptophyta; Magnoliopsida; Poales; Poaceae.
CUCUGCCGCUCUGCGCGGUAUUGAUUUCCUCGGACACCGUGCUCCCCGACCCCGAGCGCCCAUCCAGCAGCCAGCUAGGAGUACCGCCGAGUGCACUCUGUCUCUGCAGUAUCCUUCCCGGCCGAUCUGCAUUUCACUCGUUCCACACCGUCGUUGGCCGGCCCAUAGCUCUCCCCCUCCUGGUUAGUGUAGUGAGCGCAGCGACGAGUGCAACGGUGAGAGUACCGAGAUGGCUGAGGGAAGAGGCAGUGCAAGGGCCAUCGGCGCCAUGGCGUUCGCCGUUGCCUGCUGCUACUGCUGCGUCGCCAUCGCCGACGCAGCCACCACCUACUACGUCGGGGACAGCAACGGCUGGUCCUUCAGCAGCCCCAGCUGGCCCAACGGCAAGCACUUCCGCGCCGGAGACACUCUCGUGUUCAGGUACAUCCCCUGGAUCCACAACGUGGUGGCCGUGGACGAGGACGGGUACAACGGCUGCACGACGCCGCCGGGGUCGCGGACCUACACGUCCGGCGCCGACAGCGUGACGCUCGCCAGGGGGGACAACUUCUUCAUCUGCACCCGGUUCGGCCACUGCAACCUCGGCAUGAAGCUCGUCGUCUAUGCCGCGUGAUCUGUCAGAGCUAGCGACUGGUGGUGGUAUUGUUGACUGGGUGCGCUCAAUGAUCGGCUGUGCUUGCUCUCGAGCGAACUGGUCUGUUUGAUUUGUGCUAUUUCGUGUAGGCUCAGUCAGUCGCUUGGUUCUAAUCCGUAACGGCUUCUACUACUUUUACAAUGUUGUUGUAACAAUACAAACAUCCAGCUUUAAUUGAAGCUAACGGAUAUCGCAUGUUUG